Molecule: messenger RNA, 1869 nt
Organism: Castor canadensis (American beaver)
Lineage: Eukaryota; Metazoa; Chordata; Mammalia; Rodentia; Castoridae
Gene: Dph3
Product: diphthamide biosynthesis 3
Biological process (GO): protein histidyl modification to diphthamide
Molecular function (GO): metal ion binding
Source: RefSeq, a predicted model, not a curated record
UCUCCAUGGUGACCGCAACCCGGUUACCCAAUUGGCCUUCAAGGCUGGGGUUGCGUCAUUGUCUACGAGCCGGAAGCGACCUUUCCAGACCUUGUUCGUGGUUACAAGGCCGGGUCCGGGCCGGCGCCCGCGAAGUUAGAGCAGCCUGGGUAGUGUUAGACUGCAGGGGCGUAAGCCCUUCGCCGGCUCCAGUGACCAUGGCGGUGUUUCACGACGAGGUGGAGAUCGAGGACUUCCAGUAUGACGAGGACUCAGAGACAUAUUUCUACCCCUGUCCGUGCGGCGACAACUUCUCCAUCACCAAGGAAGAUCUGGAGAAUGGGGAAGACGUGGCAACGUGUCCUAGCUGCUCUCUCAUUAUAAAAGUGAUCUAUGACAAAGAUCAGUUUAUGUGUGGAGAAACAGUCCCAGCCCCUUCAACCAACAAAGAAUUAGUUAAAUGCUGAAGAAACCUCAAGAAUCCAAAUCCUAAACAGUUGGGGACGAGCCAAGGUGGAAGCAUCACGUGUGAGUUACCAGCUCCUCCACGCAGACAGCUGCCUUCUGGCUUACUGCUCCAUGAGAGCAUGACUCUUUUCCCCAGCUGCGGAGUUCGCCACACCAGGAUUUCAUGCUUAGAACUUUGAAUUGAAAAGAUUCUUAAUUAUCCAUCUGAAUUUAAAGGAAGGUAAUUUUAAAUCAGUGCUUUCUCUCACUUCGUUUCAUCAUAUUUAUGUCUGAAACCUAAUUCAGUAUCUGUAAUAGCAACAUCUACCUCAGUAUUAGGGUUCCUUAAUUUAAAAUAUUAUAUUUUUGACUUAGUCAUUAAAAUGAUUAAAAUUGUUCCUUUCUUUGAAAUUUGACAUCAGCUUUGUUCUAACUCAUAAGAAAAAUUUGUUGUUUUGUCGGUUCUGCUCUUCCAGUUCCCUCACCAAGCCCUCCACCAUCUUGCCAUCCCUGGAAUGUUCUUGCUUUGUGUACACGCCAUUUUUGUUACAUUUCAUGCACACAGUGUAGUUGUCCUGUUAAAGAGACAUGAUAGGCCACAAUUCUCCCUAGUUAGGAGUUAGUGAGUAAGGAAGAACAGUCUAAACUGCAUUGGCCAAAGAAAUGGGAGUCCCUUCUACUCUGCAUAUUUCUUGAAAGUCAGAACAAGGUAAAAAGAAAAACAGUCAAAGGAAAUGAAAUUGGUAAAAAUGAGGAGUAAAAAGUGCCAGCUUAGUAAAUGAAAUACUUGAUGUCAGAACAAAAAUUUUUGAGCGAAAAAAGGGGAGUUUUUUUGAGACAGGGUCUCACUAUGUAGCCCAGGCUGGCCUCAAAUUUAACUAUCUUUCUGCCUCCGCGUCCUGAGUGCUGGGUUGACAGCUAGCUACUUGUUUUUUGAUGAGACUGAGGAAAUUGCCUUUCAUAUAGGGGUUAAUGCCAAGUCCUCAUGGCUGGUGGCAGUGCUUGCAGCGUGUCACAGCCUUGUGUCACCAUCCCUAAGAGGUAAAGCAUCUACAACGGAGAAUAGUGUUGACUGUGGAGGUCCACUCUGAACAAAUAUGCCCAUGAGGGCACAUAUAAUAAGCCUCCAUAGUGUGCAAGCAAAUCAGACAUGCAUUUCUGCUAAGAAACGUUGCUCUGGAGAAAGAAAAAUACAUAAACUGGGCUAGUAGUCUUCCCUUGCUGCAGUGCUGAGAGAAGCAAGAAAUCACUUACAUGGACAUCUGAAAAUUCCUUUAUAAACAGAAUUUUGCUGUGUAUAUAUACAGUUUUGAAAAAGGCACUGAUACCUAGUAUGUUGUUCCUGCAAUUAGAAAAUAACUUGCUAAAAUAUGAAUGUUCUAUUCCUGAUUGAUAAGUGUGCUGCACUCACUUGAAGGUUUAAAGUCAAACAUGUACAUGUUU